Messenger RNA from Prunus armeniaca (apricot), 1692 nucleotides. The record is from the annotation of a GenBank genome assembly. Lineage: Eukaryota; Viridiplantae; Streptophyta; Magnoliopsida; Rosales; Rosaceae.
AUGUAUGGGAUGUCCCAUUUGGUUCAUUUUUCAACCGAUUCCUGUUGUAAGAUCCUAGAAAGUGGCGUUCUUGCAAAACCCAGAAGCGUCUCUAGCGGAUUCAGGCUUAAAAAUGCCACACAGAAUUGGCUUUUGAUAAGAGGUAGAGCCUUUUCGAGUUGGUCUGGUCAGAAAGUUAAUGGAGGGAGUAGUGUGGCAAGAGCUGGUAAAAGACUCCCGUGGUUGCCGGCAAACAAAACCAAGGGAGCAAAAGGAUUGGAGAAAGCAACUACUGCUAAGACAUCUAUUUCUUCUUGGGAGGAAUCUGCUAAGAGGUUAGAGGAAGUUAAUGAUAAUGCUUCUUGGGGAGAAUCAGCAAGGAGCUUGGAUGGAGACAGUAGUAAGUCCUCUUGGGACAAAUCAGCAAAGAGGUUAGAGGAAGAACCAAAGUUGAAAGCUGGUCGUUCUUCUUGGGAGGUGUCAGCGGAAACUUAUGUUAGGAGAAGUGGCCCAUCAGAAUGGGGGAGAAAAGAAAGUAGAACUGGAAUGGUAAGUAUGGCACAUGACCGGAAAAGUGAUUACCGUGGGAGGGAGAAAAGAUUGGAGGAAGCCGAGACAGAAGGAGAUGAAAAAGAAGAAGAAAUGGAGGCUGUUGAUGAUCCAAGGUGGGAUCGUAUUCAAAACAAGUUCAGGGGAAUGGAAGAUGUUAAAUCUGGACGUGAGAGACCUGAGUUUCGAAGGUGGAAUAGGCAGGAUGAUUGGGGUAAGAAGACAUGGAAAGAGGCUACAGAAUCGUCUGUGCCUAGGAUGAUUGGCCAAGGUGUUUAUGGUGUUGGUCCAGUUUUGGCUGCUUUGUCCGCUGGACGAAGAGAAUUUUAUGCAUUGUAUAUUCAAGAAGGGUUGGAUUUGAGCAAAAAUAAUAGGAAGAAGAAGGACAAGAAGGGAUUUGAGAGAAUUUUAAUGAUGGCUGAUAAGCUUGGAUUAAGCGUAAAGGAUGUGUCCAAGCAUGAUCUUAAUAUGGCUACUGAUAAUCGACCUCAUCAGGGUCUGGUGCUAGAUGCUUCUCCAUUGGAGAUGGUAAAAAUUAAGGAAUUGGACCCUGUUUCAGUUGAGGAAGAUAAGUGUUCUCUUUGGGUUGCUUUGGAUGAGGUUACAGAUCCUCAGAAUUUGGGGGCAAUCAUCAGGUCUUCUUACUUCUUUGGAGCUUCAGGGGUGGUGUUAUGUGCCAAGAAUUCAGCCCCGCUUAGUGGUGUUGUGAGCAAAGCAAGUGCAGGCUCACUUGAGCUAAUGGAGUUGAGAUACUGCAAGAAUAUGAUGCAGUUCCUAACAUCCUCGGCUGAAAAUGGUUGGCGAGUUCUUGGAGGUUCUGUUUCUUCCAGAGCUAUACCUUUGAACGAGGUUGUGCCUAGUGUGCCAACAAUUCUUGUUCUGGGCAGUGAGGGCACCGGGUUGAGGCCUUUGGUCGAAAAAUCUUGCACCGAUUUGAUUAGAAUCCCGGGAAAUAUUCCUGUGGAUGUAAGUGCUGGUGGAGCUGAUGAUAUUGAAACUGGGGAAGUGAGUCAUGGGUGCUCAGCGGAAGAGUUCCGAUCAUUUUUGGCUGUGGAGAGCUUAAAUGUCAGCGUUGCAGCUGGUGUGCUUCUUCAUCACUUAACGGGAAACAAUAACAAGAAAGAUGGUCAUGUCGUUAAUCAGCAGACUGGCGAACUUGAGUGA